Zootoca vivipara (common lizard) is the source of this 4945-nucleotide messenger RNA. RefSeq names its product TruB pseudouridine synthase family member 2 (gene TRUB2). Gene Ontology annotation, biological process: pseudouridine synthesis; RNA processing. Lineage: Eukaryota; Metazoa; Chordata; Lepidosauria; Squamata; Lacertidae. The record is from RefSeq and is a predicted model, not a curated record. Gene Ontology annotation, molecular function: RNA binding; pseudouridine synthase activity.
GCGGCGCUUGUUUCCGGGCCGGGCUGCCUUUCGUGACGGACGCAAGAUGGCGGCGCCCGCCUUGCGGGACCACUGAGAGGGCUUCACCCGUAAGCAGCGCCGGCGGCAGCGGGAGACGCUACAAUGCGGUUGGCGAGGGCUGGUUUGCACGGGGUCUUCGCCGUCUACAAGCCCCCCGGCGUGGCGUGGAGGACCGUGCGGAACUCCGUGGAGACCCACCUGCUGAGAGACUUGAACUCAUUCGAGCGACCAGCACCACGGCGGCUUGUACGUUUCCUCCCUAGCACGGUGGAAGGAAAGGAUGGGAAGGAAUUGACUAUGACGGUUACGCAGCUCCCAGCUAUGGCUGACCAUCCUCUAGUUUCUGGACCGAUAUUCAGACAUCUGAAAGUUGGAGUAGGCCAACAUCUGGAUCCAAUGUCCUCUGGGGUGUUUGUGCUUGGGGUGGGUAACGGCAACAAGUUGCUUCCAGCCUUGCACAAUGCUCAUCUCACCAGGACUUACACAGUUUGUGGCUUGUUUGGCAAAGCCACAGAUGACUUCUCGGACACGGGCAAACUGAUCGAGAAGGCAACAUUUGACCACAUCACCAGGGAGCAACUGGAGAGGAUCAUUUCUGUUAUCCAGGGGUCCAAUCACAAGGCUUUACUGCAGCCGCCUCCGCCCCUUUCCUUCCUUCCGCUGCGUCAUUACUGCCUGCCCAGAGAGCAUGAGGAGCUGAAGAGCUCCCAGCCUCUAAGCUUCCGGAACAGCCGUGCCCACCCUCGGAAAUGGAGUGUGAAGCAGUCCAUGGGCAGCGACGAACAGAAGCCAGUGGGGCGGGUGGUGCUGAUCUGUGUGUCAGGACUGGCAUUUCUAGCGUGGUGUGUGCUGCGCCGCACGACUGACAUUGACAGGCUUCUAGAGGAUGCCAUGCAGGAGGACUCCCCAGAGCAGGAGUCCCAAACGCCUCCAUCUGGACAGGGGAAGCCUUGAUGCAGGGGUGGUGGGCAGGGACCUCUUGCCACUCUAGAUUCCUGAUUCCACCCCACCCCCAGGCUGGGUCCCUGGAAACUGCUUGUUCUAUGGCAUGGGUGUGAAUAAAAGCAAAGACCACCACCACAGAGGACGUCAAAAGACAUUUCCUGAACACGGACAUGGUUCUGUUCCCAGUAGAAAGCAACACAGAAAGUUCUUUUUCAAAGCAAGAGAAGCCAUCUGGUGGAGCUCAAUUGGUUAAAGAGGGACGCUAUUCUGUGUUGCAGGCACACUCUCUUUUAUGUGUGAAGAGAAGGAAAUUUGUCUAAAUGAUUGUGCAGCUGCUGAUUCUGUUGGCUCUUAAUGCUUGGUUGUAAUUGGUUUAAAAUAAUAAAAUAAUAAUUGCCUAGAUCCAGGUUCGAGGCAAAUACUCUCUUGGUGAGAGAGCCCCAGGAGAGGUUUUAAAUCACAAAACAUGCAACAAAGCAAAGCGUGGAAAUAUAGGCUGUUAGACCUUUAAAAUAUCCCCUUCUGGGUUUCUUCCAAAGUUCUCCUUUACUUCUCCUUUAGCAUGGAGUGAGCAGUCCAGAAGUCCUUUCUGGUCAGUCUCACAUGAUGGAAGAGGGUGAACAAAAGGCUUUGGUGCCCCUUCCUCUCGAGGCGAGGGGGGCGUGACCUAGUUAAAUUUGGCAGAACUGCUUACUCCAAACUGUCGCGACAUGGUCGUGUGUUAACUGCAGUGUGUAGGUGUUUCGUGCAAACGCUCCCCGUGCUCUUCCUGGGGCUGGAAAGGAGGUAGUUUAGUUUACAGAGUAAAACUGAAUUACUGUGUUGCAAAAUGAUGCAUGUGUAAAAAGUUUGUCACCAACAUGAAAAGUUUGGAAAGCUCUGGCUUACGCAUUAACUACAGCAGGGUGGCCCAACUUUUCAUACCAAUGGGCCACAAGCGUACUUUGACUCGAAACCUACAGGCUGCCUUGUAACAUGAGGGUGGGUGGGCUAAGGCCAAAAUUUGAAGGCCCUGCCCCCAUCCCUUGUGCUGCCUUCUCAGAGCCAGCUAAGCAAAGCACUGGACUGUGGGAAGGAUGUGUCAGGCUCGGGCAAGGUCCUAGAGUGCCUUCCCAAAGCUAGGAAAGUGCUAAUUAGGCUUUGGGAACUCUGAGGACUGUGGUGUGUGUGUGUGUGUGUGUGUGUGUGUGUGUGUGUGUGUGUGUGUGUGUGUAAAUGUUGCUGAGGGCCGGGCCAUGCGUUGGAUCAUCCUGAACUACAGCUAAGCAUACUGGUUAUGUGAGGCUGAUAUUUAUCUCACAAAAUCUGGUUUGAAAAAUGAAACUCCAGGGUAAAAAUAAAUCUCUCAGUCUUGUCACAUAAAGGGGAUAGUUUGGCUGUAACUGUGGCUUAGUAUUAACAGCACUGACCCUACUUGAGCCUUGGGAUCUACCUUGGUAGCACUGCGGUAAUUUUUUUUAAAAAAAUUAAUUAAUAGUUCCGUCUUAUGUCCAAGCACAAGAAAUUCUGGUUGGGUUAGUGCAGGAGUACACAACCUGAGUUGCUGAACUCCAGCUAUCAUCAGCCCCAGGCAGUACGGGGCAGUCAGGUCAUAAUGGAAGGUGAAGUCCAGCAAUUUCUGGAGGGCAACACGAUUCCUACUUUAGUUAGCAAACAAAGUGGCAUGAUAAACUAUGGCUUAACCCUGGUUUGUUUGAAGUAACUAAAGGUCUCUUGAGCUCAGACAUAAUAAAGGAAGGCUGCUGAGUUUUAGAAGUGGAAACUUUGUAUCUUCUCAAGAGGAGAGGAGCAUGGAACUCAGAGGCUCAAACAGCCUGUUCAUGCAGUGCUAAACUAUGGUUUAGCAUAGCAUCUGAAAAGACCCAAAGUAUUCCCCUCCCCUAGCCCAGUCUUGCCUAGAUAUUGGAAGCAUACCACACAGAGACAUAACCUUAAGCAAGGAUGGGAGUCUUGUGGCCCUCAGGAUGCUGUUGGACUACAACUCCCAUCAUCCCUGACCAUUUGCCAUGCUGGAAGGGGCUGAGGGAGAUUGGGAGUCCAGCAACAUCUCAAAGACCACAGGUUCACCAACCCUGGACUACUCCUCUCAUGAAGUAUUGAUACUUCUUCCCACCUAAUGAUAAAAUUGGAAAAAAACUUGAACAAAAGUGAAUGGCCUGUUAGCUGUUUAAGGAUGCAAAUUCCACAGGCAUGACUUGUCUAUUCCAAAAUAUCUCUUGUAUAUGUCUGAAUGCUUCAGAAUAAGUAUUAUGAAAAUUAAGAUAAGAAACCACACAAAAUUUUAAUAGCUACAUAGCACAAUCAAGACUUGAAUGAACGAAUUGCACCAGCCCAGGCUGUUUGGACCAUCCAUUAAUGUUAAAAUAUGUAACAGAGACUACUACUCAGUAAGGCAGUAACCUUUGAUGUGGACUGCACCUCUGUAGACUGAAGGUGGGAGCUCACAUGAUUGUUCCUUGCAACCAAAAAAAUCCCUGCACCUAGAAAACUAGUCAGGGAGAAGGCUAGCCUUGCUUUGGAGAUUCUCAUUUCACACAGGAACACUCAGUCAUGUGAGUCCCCCAUCUACAGUCUGAAGUAGUAUGGUCCAGAUUAAGGGUUGCCAACUCAGAGAGAACUAACCUGAUGUUUCUGCAGUUGUUAACUUGUUGCUUCAGCAUAUGGCAGGAUAUCACUUCAGGAAAAGCUAAUAUUGAUUAGCAAAGUGGUUACGAAGAAAGCUGGCAAAAAAAAGUGUGGCCUCUCCCUUUGCUGCCACUGUUUUUAUGUAUUAAGGUUUAAUUAAAAUGGAGACUGUGGACAUGGGUUAAAAUGACAUCCUUUGUGCACAACCUGUACAAUAACUUUGGAACUUGUUGAAUAAUCAUUUGUUGAGCAAUCAUCAGCUUGGCAGAUGAUAAUCCUCUCCAUUGAAGAGAUCCUAUGGGGGGGGGGGAGAGAGAGAGAGAGGAUAUGAAUGUCAAACUAGUUGGAGACAUCUAUAAUGCGUAUUUGGGAAGCAGUGGCUGCAUCCAUCUGGAAACCUUAAGAGCAAAUGUAUCUGCUUCAACAUUCUACAGAAAAGUGUGUGACGUACAUAAGUCAGCCUUGUGUUUAAGCACUGACCUAUUAGCCACGGGUGACCAGGAAUUACAUGCAGGUAAGCGAACUGGCAGAGGAGACACAUCAUGUUCCAUUCCUCCUCUGUAUCUAAUAAAGAAACCAGGUGGGAUGUACCUAGAGUAGAAACAGCAGGCUGCUCCAAGAAGGGCAGAACUCCCACCCCCUCCUAAGUAUUUUGUAGGUUUAUUUACUGUGUUGACUGUUUCUUAGCCCAAGUCAUUCACUGAGGUUGUUAACCUCGGCAUGCACCCCAUUGCCAAUGUGAGCUCACAUGAUUGAAAUGGUACUUCAUACAAAAAACUAAGAAUGUUGCACACAGAAAACUGGCCAGUAUGGGUAGAAAAGAUAUUUCCCCUGACAAACUAGUUCUAUCUGCAGGGCCUUUUGUUUGUAUGAAGGUGCAUUCAGUCAUGUGAACCCCCACCGCCAGUGUCAUAAGGGCUUAGACACAGGCUAACCACCUAAGCAACCAUGAGGCCUUAAAAACAGAGUGACUAAAACCACCAUUUAUGUCAGAAUCUGACAAUUUAAUCUCCAUAUUGUGAUACAAAGGGUCAGUUCACACAUUUUCCGUUUUUACUGGCUGUUUAAGCAUUCAGGUGUUUAUGCAUUGUGUGAAGUUGACAAUCAUAAAUGCAAUUCCCAUGAGUCUUAUGACAUUCCCCAGCCCCUAUAAUUUGGGGAAAUGUCUAUUGAGUGUACCUGAUUAUCUAGUUCCCAUAUACGUCUUCCAGUAGGAGAGGCAUCCUUGGAGAUAACAGGCUGUGUUCGGAUGGGCAAAAUGUAUUGCACAAACCAGUCAAGACAGUAGCUGUGCAAAUCCAGUAGCAGGAGAGUUCGACCUCCCUUCCCUGAUCUAUUCCCUCCCUUUGCCUUC